Molecule: messenger RNA, 1475 nt
Organism: Porites evermanni
Lineage: Eukaryota; Metazoa; Cnidaria; Anthozoa; Scleractinia; Poritidae
Source: the annotation of a GenBank genome assembly
AUGGCGCUCAAGUGUUUGUCAGUUUUCUCGUCCUUUGAUUUCUUUAUAGCAUCAUUAGCAGUAAUCUUGCUUCUUAUAGUCAUACGGAUCGCUGUGUCUACAGAUUUCUACAAGAAGUUUUUUGCCAAACUGGAAUCUAACUUUUCACAAGCGACGAAAGGAAUCUUUGCGCCACUGAAACAGAAGAUUUUUGUUGAUCUCAGCAAUCGAUUGAAAGAACUGGAAGGCGAUGUUUUGGAGAUAGGGAUCGGUGCGGGAGAGAACUUCCAUCUUUAUCCUGAAGGAACAUCCCUCAUAGCUGUUGAUUCAAACCCACACGUUGAGGAACUUCUUACGGAAAACUUGAAGAAAGCAGGCGAGAGAGUUCACUUGAAGAAGUUUGUGGUAGCCUCAGCAGAGGACAUGAGCUGUUCACCAGGGAAACUUGGUGUGGAGGAUAACUCCAUUGCUGCUGUUGUUUGCACGCUGGUGCUGUGUUCUCUUACUGACGUUCAAACGACGAAAACAAUUCGAGAAGUGAAAAGAGUCUUGAUGCCUGUAAGUAAAAUGUUUUGUCAUUUUCCCGGGGGAGUGGCGGCGGCGAGGUGCGGGGGCGGGGGGUACUUCCAUAUAUGGGCUAGAUAGGUAUGUGCCGCCCGAUAGGGUAUGGUGUUUGAGGCCUGGGGGGGGUACUGCCAUAUAUGGGCUAUAUAGGUAUGUGCCUCUGUGAAGGGUAUGGUUUUAAAGCAGUUUACUCUAGGAUAGGGUAUAUAAAUCAGAGCGUUUGGCUCUAGAAUAGGGUAUCAUUUUUCAGGAAACUGAUCAGUUGGUUGAAGAUUUUAUCUAGACUAGGGAAACAGCUACUCUAGGAUAGGGGGAUUUGGGGAGUUUACUCUAGUAUAGGGUAGCAAAACUCAGCUGAACUAGCUCUGGUAAAGGUUAAGGGUUCCAGGUUCCCAGCGGCACAUCCCCACCCAGAAAUUCCUAAAGUGCUCCCCCCGGGGUUUGAGGGUAUUGUUUUUGCCCUUGUUGGCAUUGUGUUCCCAGUGUGAUCCUUAGAUAGGGUACUCAAAUUGUAUCAGCAAAAAUGCCCCACAACACAAGAUACAAAUCAUCUUUUAGUUUAAUGAAUGUUUGUGUCUUGCCAUUUAAUUCUUAUCCUUUGUUUUUCCUUUGAACAAGGGGGUGUUUUUUUGGGUUUGGCCCAUAAAUAGGAUGCCAAUUUUCGUUUGUUCGUUGCUGAAAAUAUGUAUUCAAAAAAAAAUAAGUUGUGCUUGCCCCUGAGCUGUCUGAGGUUGCUACAGAAUCUACUUGCAAUUUUUCUCAUGCAUGACUUAAAGAAAAUGCUGAGUUCUGGCCAGGUGCUUAAACUUUGACAUAGUCAAAAUACAUAAUAAAGUUCUUGUAUCUUCUGUGAUAUUAAGAGUGCCCUGACUUGAAUUUUUGGUGUGUUUCAGGGGGGACGAUUUUACUUUCUUGAGCAUGUUGCAGGUUAG